UGCUCUUUUAGUGGAAAGAAAACCUUGGAGUUGCCUUGAGGUUUCUUUUUAUCAAUCAAUCAAUACAAUGGCUGACUGUUACUGAAAUCGUCGAAAACAGAAACUAGUCAGACACUAGCGAUGUUUUGCUUCACUGCAUUAAUAUUAAUAUUUUCGGAGUAAUUAUUUAAAAUGUGCCAUUAAAAAGAUAUUUUUUUUUAAACGAAUUGAUGUUCAUUUCUUUUUUUAAUAAAAAGUAACCUCGAAAGACCAUUGCUUUUCUUUGCUACAAGUGAAGCUUUUUUUUUCUUCAUUUUUUGUAUUGACAAAAUCUCCAUUAAUGUAACUGAUUACGAAUUUUAAAAAUUGAAAUCAUCAAUCAAGUUUUAAAUCAAAUCAUGGGAUUAAUCUUUAGUCGACAGAAUGCUAGGAUUGAAGAAAUUGAUGCAAUAUCAAACAAUGCCUAUAGAUAUCCUAACAAGGAAGGUAACUAUUUUGCUAAUCACUUCAUCAUGGGUGGUGAGCGAUUCGAAACUACCCAACCUGAAGCUUAUCUUUUUGGAGAAAAUUUUGAUUUAAAUUUCUUAGGUCGUAAGCCUACUCCUUUCCCAUACCCUGCUCCUCAACCUAAUGAGCCAACAAAAACUUUAAGAAGUUUGAUUAAUAUACGAAAGGAAUCGUUGCGAUUUCUGAAAGUACCAGAUGUUCCAUCUGCCGAAAAUCAGGACACUCCGCCUGUAAGUACAUCAUACAAUAUAGAAUUUACGUUCGAUUCUGAUGUCCGAUGUGCUAUUACUAUUUAUUACUUUUGCACUGAAGAAAUUACAACAAAUGGUGUUACUUACACUCCACAAGAUGCAUCGCAUAAUUCUGAAACUUAUCACUAUAAAAAAGGCGUCAAUCAACAAUUCACCCAAACGGAUCACGUGAUUGAUCCAAGUAAAUAUCCGGAAGACAUGUUAAGCUAUAAGUUCGAAGACGAAGUGAUACCAAUUUUAAUCCAAUGUGUCGCAGAGGAAGGGGAAGACCCUAAGCAGCAGCACAUGGUUCUGGCCAUCGUCGAAAAGAAUCUCGACGGUUCGUACACUCUAAAGCCAUUGAAGCAGAAACUUUUUGUUGACGGUCUUUGUUAUCUUCUGCAAGAGAUCUACGGCAUUGAAAAUAAAAAUGUGCCUCAAACCAAAAAUAUUGUAGAAGAAGAUUUAGAAGACAGUGGAUCAGAAUGUGUCAUAUGCAUGAGUGAUGCUCGCGAUACGUUAAUAUUACCUUGCCGACAUUUGUGUCUUUGUAACUCUUGUGCAGAUUCUCUUCGGUAUCAGGCCAAUAAUUGUCCCAUUUGUCGGGCACCAUUUCGAGCUCUGCUUCAAAUCAGAGCAGUGAGAAAAUCCAACACGCCUUUACCCCAAAUAAGUGGUGACAGCCAAUCAACUCAGGAUAUACCACCUGGCUACGAGUUAGUUUCACUGAUCGAGGCUUUGAACGGUCCAGUUCAGCCCUCUGCGCCACUCGUUCCUUCCUUUAUUCCAUCCACCCUUCCACCAUUUGGCAACAGUCCUGACAUGAGACAUAAACAUCGCUAUUUGGAUCGAAAUUAUUCUAGUUGUGCGUCUAGGAUUGGAGAGACCAGCGAAACUGAGAAAAGCGUCUCUUCGUGCAGUAAGCUGUCUGGAAACCCAGAGGUGUCUAAUAUACCAGAGGUAUUGGUAACUUCUAUGGUGCCAGCGGAUAAAGCUCCACAAAAAACAGAAUCUCUCUCUUUGACGAGAGUAGACGUUAAGAAACACCGUAAAGGGUUUCGAACGUCGUCGGCACCGGAAAAGAUGAGACUUCUCACCAGUUCUAUGGAGACUGUCAAUGACGGUGGGAAGCGAAAAUUGGAUAAAUAUGCUGAUGCUGCUGAAACCAGAUCUCUGUUGGAUAGUAAUUUUGCGGAGGAAUUAUCUGCUCUUGCUAUAGGCUCUUCGAAAUCUACUCAGUCCUGCGCAAGAAGCAGCCCUAUUUCACUCUCCACCCCACAUUCAUUACAUCUUUGUGAGAAAUCCAUUAAAGAUACGUCUCCUAGUGGCGAAGAUUCAGAUUACUACACCCCUGAAGAUCCAUCGACCACGAUCCUCGUCGAUCAAGGUACCGAUACGAGUUUAGACACCCCUCACGGGACAGAGCCCGUAAAAUUUAGCGAUUCUGUCCCCAAGACCAAGAAUAUGGAGAGGUCAAAGAGUAGUCUAGAAAAGAAUGUGGCCAAAUCUGAAAACAGUGCUCUUGAUUCUGCUCUAAACGGUCAGUCGCUGGUAGUUAAACUAGAAGGUAUCUCCUCGUUACCCGGAACGCCCGCAAGCAAUACCAGUAACUACAGUGGUGAUAGUUUCAGCAGCACUUCGAGCACCCGUGUUUUACUCCGACCUCAAAGUUGUGAUACUUUACCCGAGUGAGAAACAGUUGUGACUUUUAACUGCUGGUUUUUAAACUCAUAUUUAAAUGGUUUGUUGUUAUGCAAAAAUUGUGUUAAACAAUCUUAUUUGAAAGUGGAGGUGCACAAUCUUUAUCGUAAGAAAGCUACAUGACAAAAAAAUAAAUUGUAGGGUUUUAGGGUGCUUCAAUGAAUAUAGUUUUGAUAUCAAUUGAUGUUAAUAAAAUAGAUAUUACAUUUCUCUUAAAUUAAAAUUUUUAAGUUGAUCAAAUUACUUGUAAUAGUUUUUGCAAAGAAUAGGAUGUAUAAUGUUAUUGACGGAAAAUUUGUACGCUUAGUUUUUGAUAAUAAAAUUUAAAAUUUGCCUCUAUGAAAAAACUAGUUUUAUUAUUUUUUAAGUAAACAAAUUACACUUUUAAUUUUUAAAUAGAUCCUUAAAUUUGUUUUGAUAAAUAAAUAUAAAAAGAAUGUGUUUAUGUUAAAAUCGUUAUCAAAAUAAGCAUUAUUUGUUACUUUGAAUUAGUAUUUAUACAUUUUGGAAUUGUAAAAUUUUUCUGUUUUUCAAAAAAGAUAUGAAAUCAAAUUUAACUAUUUAAUUUGAAGAAGGGAAUCUAAUUAUUAGAUAGUAGUUCAGAGUAGUUUAUGAAAUAAGAUAUGUUAUUAAAUUUAUUUUAAAUUUUUGACUGAUAAGAAAAAGGUCGUGAAUUAUUCAUUCAAGGAUAUUAUUUGACCCAUGGACGGCAGGUUGUGCACUUCUGAUUUAGAGUAUACAUUUGAUAUUUUGCUACAGUUUCUUUUUGCAAAAUUUCAUGCAAUGUUAUUCUUUAUGCCUUUUUUCUUUUUCAAAUUUUAUUAAUUUUUCUCUCUUUUGCCAUGCUUUUUAUGGCCAAAAUAUCACCAGAGAUCUUACUUGUUUGAGGAAAUACUUCUCUUAUCCAGUUUUUAUCUAAUAUGAAGUGAUGUCUUAAAAUUUUUUUUUGUAUUUAUUCAUUUGUUAUUUUGAAACCUGUUUUACAUUUUGAUUAUGAUGUUUACCUUUCUAAACCCUAGUACACUGAUUGUCUAUAUAAUCAAAAGGUUGAAAUGCUGAUAAAAUAUUCUGUAGCUUGAUUUCAAAUCUGUUUUAAUGUGAAUUUACCUUAUUUGCUGUUAGUUUUAUUACUUAAUGGCUAUAUAAGAUUUAUUUUAAAAUGUAACUUUUUUUGUUGUUGUAUAUAUUGCUCUUAUUUAUUUAACAUUUAUUGUAGUUUUUAAUUUUCCUAUUGUAAAUAGUACCAGGCAAUCUCAUUGACAGGGUGAAAAGUAUAAAUGCUGUAGAAAGUCUCAUAUUAGAAAUAUAAAAUUGUAUUUUCACAUUUUGGUUGAUUUUGAAUAUCAAUGGUUUUUAAGCUCUAUGUAAUUAGCAUUUGCUUAUAGCUUUUCUGGUGAUGAGUUGAUAUUAUGUUUCUUAUUACAUAGGAAUAUUUCAGUAUCAGUACCUAUCCAUUUUAAGCAUGCCUCCAAAAGUGUCUUUAGCUUGCAAAUAUUAAUAACAUAUGUAUGUUUUGUUUUGCCCAAGGGUGGCUUCAAGUUAAACCUUUCCAGUUGGUCCCCUUAUGUGAUUUUUUCUUAAUGCUUUCUUGCUGGCCACUGCCUCUAAGUUGCCAAGACUUAGCAAUUAUUUUGUCAUAGUUACUGAUACGCAAAUCUUCCCAAUUGCAUUGCUAGAGGGCUUCUAUUAAAAAAUUAUGUAUAUCCAA
This is a messenger RNA of Parasteatoda tepidariorum (common house spider), 4125 nucleotides long. It is a transcript of the gene Mrgn1, whose product is annotated as Mahogunin ring finger 1. The record is from RefSeq and is a predicted model, not a curated record. NCBI's taxonomy places the organism in Eukaryota, Metazoa, Arthropoda, Arachnida, Araneae, Theridiidae. Gene Ontology annotation, biological process: protein ubiquitination. Gene Ontology annotation, cellular component: cytoplasm. Gene Ontology annotation, molecular function: ubiquitin protein ligase activity.